Messenger RNA from Perkinsus marinus ATCC 50983, 869 nucleotides. RefSeq lists its product as hypothetical. Bases 433 to 831 code for a protein of 132 amino acids. The transcript is spliced from 2 exons. The record is from RefSeq and is a predicted model, not a curated record. NCBI's taxonomy places the organism in Eukaryota, Perkinsozoa, Perkinsida, Perkinsidae.
GAGGAUGCGAAUGCACAGAAGUGUCAGAAACGCAUGAAAUCAUUCGACCGUACUGGGCUGCCCCGGAAGGGACGGAAACGUUUCUGAUGGUGCGCUUAUAGUCGAGUUUUUCUCGAGGUUCUCAAUCGGUUCAUUUCCCGGUAGAAUAUAUGCACACGGUCAACUACAUGCGUUGGUAAAAAUAAGGAAAUUCUGAGGAAUUUUAGCGAAAUUGUCGUUGGUUCUUGUACACUUCUACUCGAAGUCGUGUGCCUUUCCAUAACGUAGUAAGGAAACUUACGAGCUCAGUUGAGGAACUUGAACAUAUAUUCCCACACUGAGUCUGUUUGCAUCGUUUUGCAGUCGACUGAAGCAGUACAGAUAGGAUAGCACUUGCCUUGUCUGUGUAUACCAUCUUGGUCUUAUUAUUUUCAGUGGAGUUCUCUGUGUUGAAUGAGCGGUACGGUAGGCGGUGCUUCGCUGGUGGCCACUACGAUCAUUGCAAUAUUGCUGGCGACGUUGCUGUUGCUAUCGUCAUUAUGUGGUGGUGGGUCCGUGUCGAAGAAAGCACUGCUUGAUCACUUCAUGGGCGCUCGAUUGCCUCGCGCUGUGCUAUCCACGGUUCUGACACAUGUGUGUCUCGGAGUGUUGUUCUCGAUUGGCAAUGUGGCCUCCUACGUUCUUGCCUAUUAUUCUGACCUGGAGAACUCAGUCUCGACGAGAGAUAUCCAAUCCAGAGGAGCUUGGAUGUUUGCUCUGCAGGUAGGCUAUUGGGUAUUUCACAUCUACACCUUUUUCCGUGCAAGUUUGACAAGUGAGCGCACAAGGUCGUCAAUGAAUAUUCAACUUUGACACACCCUCAGAAUGAACAUUUGAGAAUGCAAAUUUGA